AUGGUGAAGAUAACAUUCAAGACCGUACAGAAUAAGCUCUUCACGGUGGAAGCGGAGGGAUCAGAGACCGUUUGCGAUCUCAAGAAGAAGAUCCAGGAGACACAGACUUUCCCCGCUGAGAACCAGAAGUUGAUCUACUCAGGGAAGAUUCUCAAUGACACUGCUACGGUUGAAUCACUCAAGAUCAAGGAGAAGGACUUCUUGGUGGUCAUGGUUUCAAAGCCCAAGGCCGCUCCUGCCGCUUCCUCAUCUACCCCAGCUUCCGUCGCUCCAGCGCCAUCGACCGAGACUCCAGCCGCUCCUGCUGCUGCCCCACCCCCAGCUACCGAAUCUGCUCCCGCACCUACAACAGAGACACCCGCUUCUGUACCAGCUGCUGAGGAGAGCUCGACCGCUGUUGAAUCAGGACUUGGAAGUGGUUUCCUUACCGGUUCAGCGUUGCAAUCUGCUACUGAUUCAAUGGUGGAAAUGGGUUUCGAGCGUGAUUUGGUGAUUAGAGCUUUAAGAGCUAGUUUCAAUAAUCCUGAUAGAGCUGUAGAGUACCUCAUGAGUGGAAAUAUCCCUCAGAUCGAAGGAAUGGGUCAAGGCGGUGGUCAACCUCAAGCUCCUCCGGCCCCUUCUGCUCCCGCCGCUACUCCUGCAGAAUCAACGCAGCCUGCCCAACCUGCUGCUCCCGCUCAACAACCGGCUCAACAGCCCUCCGGUCCCGCUGGAAGUGCCGAGAAUCUUUUCGCCGCCGCCGAAGCUGCCAUGAACCGUGAUCGAGGUGCUCCAGCUGGUGGUGCAGGUGGACUUGGUGGUGUUCCUGGAGGUCCUGCUGGAGGUCCAGGUGCAGGUGCAGGUGGAUUAGCCAAUGCACCUCAUUUACAGCAGAUCAGAGAGCUGGUUCAACAAAAUCCUGCACUCAUUCAACCCUUACUACAACAAAUCGCCGCGUCGAAUCCGCAACUCGCCCAAUUGAUCAACGAGAACCCUCAAGCGCUCUAUGAGCUACUUGGAGCUGGUGGAGAAGGUGACGAAGAGGAUGAAGGAUUUGGUGGACCUCAGGUCAUGCAGGUUAACUUGACUCAGGAAGAAGCUGCUGCCGUUGAGAGGCUCGAAGCUCUUGGCUUUGACCGUCAAAUGGUGUUACAAGCAUACAUGCUUUGUGACAAGAACGAAGAGCUCGCUGCUAACUUCCUUUUCGAUCAAGGAGAAGAUGAUUAG
Molecule: messenger RNA, 1206 nt
Organism: Kwoniella mangroviensis CBS 8507
Lineage: Eukaryota; Fungi; Basidiomycota; Tremellomycetes; Tremellales; Cryptococcaceae
Product: UV excision repair protein Rad23
Exons: 12
Coding region: 1-1206 (401 amino acids)
Biological process (GO): proteasome-mediated ubiquitin-dependent protein catabolic process; nucleotide-excision repair
Cellular component (GO): cytosol; nucleoplasm
Molecular function (GO): ubiquitin binding; polyubiquitin modification-dependent protein binding; proteasome binding
Source: RefSeq, a predicted model, not a curated record